Molecule: messenger RNA, 2788 nt
Organism: Paramormyrops kingsleyae
Lineage: Eukaryota; Metazoa; Chordata; Actinopteri; Osteoglossiformes; Mormyridae
Gene: pik3ip1
Product: phosphoinositide-3-kinase interacting protein 1
Biological process (GO): negative regulation of phosphatidylinositol 3-kinase/protein kinase B signal transduction
Molecular function (GO): endopeptidase activity; signaling receptor binding
Source: RefSeq, a predicted model, not a curated record
UGUAUCACUAGUACUAGAAGUUUGCAUGAAUGGUCUAUCACACUUGAAUCAGCCAGCGGCUCUAGGACCUGGUGGGAGUCUCCGGGUUGCAGCGGAGGGGAGUUUCUUAGCCCAGAGAGAGGCUGUUUACGAAGAAAGCUCGUCUUUUGGAAAAACAAGACAUGGUCGCGGUGUGGGAGAGAGCAGUUUGAAAUAUAAAUCAUAGGCUCUUAUGCUAACACCAGAUCCUAUUUUUCGCAUUCGAUUUUUUUUUAAGGUUUGUCGUCGGCUUCGUUUGUUUUUCUUUUGAAAAAUACCGAGAGCGGUUAUACAAAAUGGUAUUUGAGCUGUACUUUCUUCUGCUGAGUGUCGGAAUUGUGGAAGGUGCAUCAAUAAUUCAAGAAUGCAUACGCUCGAAUGGCGGAGACUAUAGGGGCGAGCAGCUGAGCACUUCCAGCGGACAGGAGUGUCUCAACUGGAUCACUGUAACCCUGCACUUCAAUCUGACAGCCUACACGGACGUGCAGUCAGGUAUUGGGGACCACAAUUACUGCCGAAACCCAGAUUCCUCGGACAGACCUUGGUGCUACGUGGCCAAUGAAAAUGGCACCGUUCAGAAACAAGACUGUGAUAUCAGAGCCUGUGGAGACUAUGUCACGGCAGAGCCGGGAACCCCCCCAGCAUCAUCCACGGGGGCACCAGAAGUCUUUGAACCGGCGCAGUCUGAGCCUGCACAGAACGACAAUGCAGCUGUGCAGCCCGUCAUCGGCAUCAGGCAGCGAGUCCAAGCUGGGGCUAAAAAGAAGGACCUGGGAACCUUAGGUUACGUCCUCGGCAUCCUCAUGAUGGCAGUCAUCAUUCUGCUUGGAGUAGGCAUAACAUUUGGCUACAUAUACAAGAGGGGUCGCGACCUGCAGCGGCAGCGCGAGCAGCGUGCUUACGAGAGAGAGAUGCAGCGGAUCACCUUGCCCCUGUCUGCGUUCUCCAACCCGGCCUGCGAAGUGACUGAGGAGAAUGCAGUUGUUGUUGUCAGUGGCGACCAGCAGACGCCCUGCCAGGAAGGUGGGGCAGCUGAGGGCGGGACCCCUCUCAUUGGCCAGGCAGGCACCCCAGGGGCAUGAGUGACAGCUCCAAAACUGAUUGGAACUGGUGACAAUGGACCGUGAGGGGGGGGGUUAAAAUGAGGCAGUUUCCACAACCUCCCCCCACAGUCCCAAUUCUGUUUGAAGACCCCUGAAGAGGACUGUGAUGGAACCGAGAUGAUCAAAGACACACACUCCAGUCAACUUUGUUUUCCUGAUACUAAUGCCUGUGUCUGAACUGAAAUGAUUAGGGGGCAGGGCACGAAACGGAACGGCCCUAGCAAGGAUUUACUCAAGAGCAGAUGAGUAAUAAGUAAUCAUUUCAAAAGUGCAUGUCAGGAUGCUUGAUAAUGAUGACAGUUCUGGCUGUCAGUAUCUUUGUGCUGUACCUUUAUGGCGAACUAAACCUUUUAUGCGAUAGAAAUUUCAAUGAAAAGAAAGACAGGUCUUAGCUGUUUAAAUGAAAAUCCCUUCUGGAUUUGCAUUGUGUUUUCAUUUGAGAAGGUGUACUUAGCCGUAUGAAAGCUGGUGCACGCAUGGGUGAGAAAGACGGACCAGAGCUGUAUGCUGUUUGCGGUAAUGUCAGACACCAUCAGUGUUCAGUUGCCGCCAUAUUAUUCGAGAGCUGGGCACUUUUGCUGAAGGGAAACAAUUGUGCCCCACUUUUUAUAACAGGUACCCCAAACUGUCUGUAGUGAUGCAGCAAGACUAGUUAAGUCUGGGGUAGAGGGAGAAUGAGCUCUAUUUUUCUUUUUUUUUUUUCCUUUUGCAUUUUUUAAGGUUGUGUAUUUUAAGCAUGGUUUACAGCUUGUUGAAUUUCUUCAGGGAAAUAUCGAAGGCUGUGCUUUGGGUCAGAGAAGAAUUAGCAGGACUGAAGAUUUAGUCAAAGGACAAAGGUAAUUUUUUCACCCCUUAGAUGCAAUGGAAUCAUCAUGGUUGGUUAGAAGUCAUUUUGACACGUGAAUAUAGCUACAACUGCACAUUUAGCUGAGUGGCCUUGGGUAAUUUUGCCUUUGCAAAGCCUUGCCAAGGUGGUUUAGCCCCCCUGCCUCCCCCCCCCUCGUAAAUCCUGCAACAGCCCAUAAAUGCCUGAAUCCUUGAGACAGCUGCGUAGUGUGGUACUACUGGUCUAGGGUAGUAAGGAAGAUAACAGCUCAGGUCACAGCCUGUAACUAAUGAAACUGUUACACCUAAUGUUCUAUGGGGCAUAUAGAUCAUAGUCUUGUGGUGAAUAUCAGAUUCUAAGGAGCAAUAAUAAUCUCAAAAGGAAAUCAUCUUAUACCACAAGCUGACUUGUCUCUCUGAAAAUGACAGUGGUUUGGUCAUUGUAGAAGUGGAUCUGAAUUUUUUCCCUCAUAAUCCAUGGCUGUCCUGUAUCUCUUCUAAAACAUUACAUUAAACCGCAGUUUGUUUUUUGGUUUAUUUCUGUUCGACUGUUCAUAUAAUGUUCAUGUCAUGAAAAGCUGUUUCAACUGGUAUUAUUGAAAGGGAUUUAAUCAGAAUAUUUGCAUUGUAGAUUUUUCUUAUACAUAUUUGUUUGUGUCUGACUUUGUACACUGCUGACAUGCAAUAUGUAAAAUGAUCUUGUUCUUUUCCAGGUUGUUUGUGGUCCAUUCUAUAACAUGAAGUUAAAUGUAACGGCCAUAAAUGUACACCAUACAGUGAGUUGCUGUGGGCUGUUUCAGGGUUAUAAAUUUCUUUUGCCAUUAAAAGGAGAUCCAACAGCA